Neltuma alba is the source of this 400-nucleotide messenger RNA. RefSeq lists its product as uncharacterized. Gene Ontology annotation, molecular function: transcription corepressor activity. Gene Ontology annotation, biological process: DNA-templated transcription. Bases 63 to 398 code for a protein of 111 amino acids. NCBI's taxonomy places the organism in Eukaryota, Viridiplantae, Streptophyta, Magnoliopsida, Fabales, Fabaceae. The transcript is spliced from 3 exons. The record is from RefSeq and is a predicted model, not a curated record.
UUUGCAUAACGGAAGCCAGUUUUACGUUCUUCUUGACUGCUCCUCUGUCAGCAUUUUGCCAGAUGGUUGGCCUGUCCCCGAGUGAGGUUGACAAGGAUGUCUAUAAUCAAGCGGAGACCAUUCUUGCUAAUGCCUUUGCUGAGUGGGAAAUAAUUCUAUGCUCAUCAACCACUAACUUGGAUUUAGUAUGGGCUCAAAUGAUAACCGAUCCAUUUUUGCGGCGGCUCAUUUUAAGAUUCAUCUUCUGCCGGUCAGCAAUCUCUUUUUACUGCCCACCUGAAGAAAGUGAGCAGUGUAUGCCGCUCUGCUUGCCUCACCUGCCCCACAUCUGUUGCACCGGCUUCUGGAGCCGUUCGUACUGCCGUUGUUCAGAUUGCUACGCACUUCGUAGUGGCUGACU